Dentiscutata erythropus is the source of this 147-nucleotide messenger RNA. NCBI's taxonomy places the organism in Eukaryota, Fungi, Glomeromycota, Glomeromycetes, Diversisporales, Gigasporaceae. The record is from the annotation of a GenBank genome assembly.
AUGAAUUACAACGUUCUGCCACUUUUACAACGUCAAAAAUUAUAUCAUUUUAUACCUUUCAACUCACAAGGGACUCAAGAGGCUUCUGAAUUAAGGGAUUCUAUUUUCUUGGCCCCUAUGAAAUUUAAGGAUUCUAUAAGUUGUUGA